GGGCUCCUCAGCCAGGUGAUGGGUAAUGAGGACCGGACUACAAACUUCUCUUCUUAAGACUUGUUAUGUAUUCUAGUACUUUUCUGUGUAUCGUUAGUACCGUUCUGACGCCAUAUCUAAUCAUAAUCUAAUGGGCGCUAUCGGACCAGUUCCUUCCGGCCGCAUCUGAUAUGGUUUGUCAUUUUGCGUUUUAUUGUCGCUAUCUUUUGCUUCGACUCGUCUACAAUCACUUAACAGCCAGCAUUCUCCAUGGCUAACUGUUUCCCAAAGCAUGAAGGGCAGUCAUUGUCGUACUGGCUUCAAGGCGUUCGGAGUAAUCCAUUGCUCGAUCACCGAACAACGGAAGAACUGCCAAAGGAAGCAGACGUGGUUAUAAUUGGGUCGGGGGCAACAGGUGCAAUAACGGCCUUGGAGCUCUUCUCGGGUCCAAAUCCGCCCAAAUCCAUUGUGAUGCUCGAAGCGAGAGAAAUGUGCUCGGGGGCUACGGGAAGGAAUGCCGGUCAUUGCAAACCAGACCAGUGGAGAGGAUUUAAGACAUAUCAAUCACGGUUUGGUUCUGAACAGGCCCUGAAGAUUCUAGCCAAUGAACAAGAAACGUUCGAACGCGUCGUCGCAUAUAUUCGCAAAUAUAAUGUGGACUGUGAUCUGUGGGUGGGAAAGACACUAGACGUCGCGAUAGACGAACAAGUUGCCGCCAGGGCCGCUAGCAUUUUCGAGCAUUUUCGAGCUGCUGGUGGAAAUGUAGACCAUGUCGAAUAUAUUACUGAUCGCACCGAGGCUAUCAAGCGUUCCCGUAUCAACAACGCUGUGUCUGUCUUUUCGUGGGAUGCAGCUUCGCUCUACCCGUGGAAACUUGUAGCCCAUGUAAUUACGACCUGCUUAUCCAAGGGUCUCAACCUCCAAACCUGGACUCCAGUCAACUCUGUCAGCUUGUCCGGUGUCUCUCAAAACUGGGUCGUUUCAACUGAACGCGGAUCAAUUGCUACUCCCACAAUCGUGCAUGCGACGAAUGCCUACGCUUCAGCCCUCCUUCCCGAGUUCAGGAACAUUAUCCAACCGACACCCCAUAUGUGUAACAAGGUGGUUCCUCCUCGGUCUUGGUCUGGUACCAAAGCACUAGAAAACUCAUACGGCGUGCUCUGCCCUGACGGUGCUUUGUAUAGCAUCAACCCUCGAGCAACUUCGGAUGGCAUCAUCCUGUUUGGCGGUAGCAACCCGGGCCAACAUGCGUUGCUUAAAUAUCUCCAAGAGCAUCCUGAUGAGCGAACGAAUGAUGGCCUGACGAACUUUGCGCCAGUUACGAAGGCCGUCGAUGACUUCAUUCAAAGUGAAUUUGCAGGCUGGGGAUUUGCGUCUGCUCCGGGAGAAGGAUUGGACUAUUCAUGGAGUGGUAUCCUUGGUAUGAGCGCAGAUGGUCUACCAUAUGUUGGGCAGAUACCUGGUAAACCUGGUCAGUGGAUAUGUGCAGGCCACAAUGGCCAUGGCAUGGCCCGAAUCUUUACCACUGCACCUGGACUUGUCAAGCUAAUUCAAGGUGGUACUUGGGCGGAUACCGGCCUACCAGAAUGUUUCGAGCUUACGCCAGAGAGGUUGCAGCGUUUAUCCAAGGUGGAUUCCAACGGCCUCCACCACGUAAGGUGUACUGUAUGAUAAUAAAUUUGGUGUUAGGACUGGAGAUCUAACCUUUAGCUUGAUAUCAUCGAACAUAACAUCAUC
Guyanagaster necrorhizus is the source of this 1716-nucleotide messenger RNA. RefSeq names its product DAO-domain-containing protein. The record is from RefSeq and is a predicted model, not a curated record. Bases 250 to 1650 code for a protein of 466 amino acids. Gene Ontology annotation, cellular component: cytoplasm. The transcript is spliced from 10 exons. Lineage: Eukaryota; Fungi; Basidiomycota; Agaricomycetes; Agaricales; Physalacriaceae.